Messenger RNA from Notothenia coriiceps (black rockcod), 2773 nucleotides. Its product is annotated as pleckstrin homology domain-containing family S member 1. The transcript has 15 exons. NCBI's taxonomy places the organism in Eukaryota, Metazoa, Chordata, Actinopteri, Perciformes, Nototheniidae. The coding region runs from base 59 to 1387 and encodes 442 amino acids. The record is from RefSeq and is a predicted model, not a curated record.
CCCAGGUAAAAUAUCACAUCUGGAAAUGUGAUUUAUCGUUGCAUUCAGGUGUGGAAAAAUGCAAUGUAAUGUAAAUACGGUGUUCUACAAACCAGUAGAAAAGAUAGCGGAGGUGAGAUCUGGAUACCUGUACAAAUCUCCUCCCCAAAAACUGCUGAAGACAGAGAAAUCAUGGAAGAAGCGUUACUUUGUGCUUUUCAAAAUCAGUGAACAAGAAUACCUACUGAAAUACUUCAGGAGUCCAGAUGAUAGGGACAGUCCGCUUGGAGGGAUAGACUUAUCACAGAUAUCGCUGUUAUCUGUUUCCCCUCAAAACCACCAGAGAUGGGCAUGGGUCCAGAAAAGCUUCAAGUGUGCUCCAUCAUGUGUGCUCUUUAUCAGGGCAGCUGGCCGGGAAUACUUCCUUGUCGGGGAGACAAGUGAGGAAGUGGACGGCUGGUUCUCUGACCUGUUUGAGGCCCUGAAGAAUCGGCCACAUAAAUGUCAGAAUUCUGAGGAACUGUCAAAUGUGAAUCAAACCAUAGAGGUUAUUUCAAAACCCUUUAUGCGGCAAAAGGGUUCUGCCACAGUGCCUGAACAGUCAAUGCAGAAAAUUCGGUCCCUGUCUGAUCCACCGUCCUAUGCUUUGGAUAAUGGCACUGCAGAAUCAGAGACUGAAGAAAAUAUCAGAAGACCUACAUCAGAGCCUAAUCCAAUCUAUGACAAUCCCAGAGCCUACUUAGCACCAUCAGCAGCGUACUAUGGCACCACCCGUCGCAAAAGCGUGGACUCAGUAUAUGUGUUGAUGGCGGAAUUAAGACAAGCACAAGUGGCAGCGGACGGUGAAGUUGAGCAAGUGACCGGAGGCACCCUGAUGAGGUCUGUCACGCAAGUCUUUGACAAGCUGAAGACUCGGAUUUCCCCACUUCAGACAGACUCUAAGGACAGAGGUAAAAACACACGUCCACUGUCAGAUCUCAGCACCAGUUCCAGUGACAACGGUGCCAUCUCUCCUGACGAUAUGCUUGAUGCACCAAUUGUGCCAACACUGAAAAAAAGAAGCUCUUCUGAAAGGCUGACAUAUUUUCUUCUGGAUAAUAGAAGCUUUGACACCAUCCCCCCGGAGGAGAGAGACCUCGAGAUCAAGCAGGGAGAUUUGAAAAAGCACCUGACACUAACAGAUGUGGAUGGGAAACCAAGCGUGUCUGCGUGGACAGGCCAGCCACAGACUGUGUGCCUCUUUCACAAAGGAGACGAAAUUCUGGCAAUCAAUGACUUGCACUGCGCCACCGUGGACGAGUUCAACAUGUUCCUCAGCAAGUCUCUCAAGAAUGAGGUGAAAGUGACAAUCCUGCGCCGGCCUGGAUGCCCACCGCUGCAUUCACCAAACGGCCACUGCAUCGACUGAAUGCAAACUAAACAUGAGAGUUACUUCCACAAUAUGUUGGUUUGUACCAUGUAUUGACUCCCUUACAAACGGACAGUACUUUCCCCGGGAUGUAGGCAGUUCAUAUUGAUCUAUCACUCUAAGGUUUACCGGAUUCAAACGUCUAGAGGAAGUUACAAUGAUUUCCAAAUCUCAUGACUCACGUUAUAUCAGGACAGAUCAAAAACAUUUAGUUGCCAAUGACUUGCAGUUUUAGCAGAGAUUGACCUUUAAUAAUGUUAUUAUUAUGUAUCGUAGUGACUGUAGAUAAGCUGUACGGGGAAGGAAACAAAGAAAAGGGUUUUACUGAAACAUUUCCUCAUACCGCCUUUGUGAUACUACAAAAAGAACAUUCUCACAAGGCCUAGACCCAAGAAACACAAAUGUCUUUUUUUUAAUACAAGGCAUAAUGUGUAGAAAAUUGUAUAUGCACUUUAUAAGAAAGCUAUUUUUUUUAUAAUUAACCUCUAUCCAAGAAGAGAGGAAGUGACUUAAAGUGAUUUGAAGAACAUGAAGAUUAUGUAAGGCUUAAGAAAAGAUGCUCUGAAUCAACAUUUAUGAUCCAAAUGAAUUAAUUAAAUAUAUAUAUAUAAUGUAAAGUUGAAGUGAAUUUUAAAGCUUUAUUUUAAUCUCUGUAACAUUGUUGUUGUGCGAAUGUCAUCACUGAGCAAUGCUGGGUAAAUUCCAAUUUGCUCAGUGGGUGGCACCUGUGAUGAAAUUCGAUUGUAAUCUAAUGCAUGACGGAUACAUUGUUUGUUUGUGUGGCUACAUAAAGUAAGGCUUACUUGCAUAUUAUUCCUUUCCUAUUCAUAUAUGUCUGCUUUGAAAGUAAUGAGGAGCGGAUGAAUGACGAAACAGAUCACAGAACCAGUAUUUCAUGCCGUCCACCACACCUUAGGGUGAGUCUUGUGAAUUAAUAUGCAAAGGGAAUAGCGUUGCUCAUCUGGCCGUUUCAUCCCUUUCUCUCCGAUUUAAAGCUGAAGACACUUUGCUGGAUUGUAAUUUUAAUAUAGUUUGGGAAGAUGUUUUCUUAUCCUUUUUAAAUUAUGUCUGGUGACCAAUGCCUCUCCGCGUCAGACAACAUCAGAUGGAACUUAUCUGCAAGGCUGGUUCACUUGAAGUGCUACCAUCCAGUCCGAGCUUUAUAACUGUUAUCAUCAAAUACAAAACCAUCUUACACUGUUAAUAUUCUAAUGGCAUUUUAUACGCCUUAUCAAGAUGACUGUUUUAAGUUUAAAUGGAGCUUAUUAUCCGAGAUGAGACAUUACUGUACUUUAAAUACUCUGUUAUAAAUAAAUCCAUCCUCUCAGAGGGUGCAGCAAAUCAGUGUUGAAUGAAUGUUUUAAUUGUAUUUGAAUAUAAAACUAA